UACUUCAGUUUUGUUUUGUUUUGUCAGCAGGGCUUGGUCCUCCUAAAGCAGCUCUAUCUGAACCUUGCGGAGCGUCAAAACAGCGCUACACACCAGCACUCUUUAUUACAGCCUCUGGGUUUUAGAGGGGGGCAAGUCAGGCAUCCUUCAAGCCGGAUUCAGUUACACUGCUGUAGAAAGAGAAAGGGAAGAGAGAAAGAGAGAGAGAUAGAGGCUGAAUCAAACAAGGUUUUGUAGUAGAAGUAAGUGUAGCGGGCAGGUGAAAGGAAACGGACGAAGGACAGACACAGGACAGUGAGUUUCUGUCUGAGUCCCACCUCCAGGGAGGGAGGGCAGUGUUUACUCUGUGCUGCCCGUCAGAUGAGGUGCAUCUGGGCCUUACUGAGAAAGACAACUACAUCAUGUGGACGAUCGCCCAGGUGCCAGAGGAAAGCAUUAGACCAUUGAAUCCCAGGCAGGCAGUGGCUCCACAGCCAGGCCGCCGCAGAAAGCCCAUGACGGCUCCAAAGACUCAGAAAGACAAGGCGUCUAAGCGGAAGAGGGUGCUGCUAGCUGUCCUGACAGUUGUGGUGCUACUGGGCAUACUGGUCACCGCAGCAUAUUUCAUUAAGCAGCUAAUUGAGAGCAAAUACUUCUUCUGUUCGCGCUCAGUCAAGUUCAUCCCAAUAGACAAAGCCUGUGACGGGAAUGAUGACUGUGCGGGAGGAGAGGAUGAAAUUACUUGUUUAUCAAGCUUUACGCUCAACACUACCUUUCCAGUGCGUCUCAUGUCACGUAAGCACGUCCUGCAGGUGUACAGUCCUGGCUCAGGUUGGAGGAGUGUGUGCAGUGACGACUGGACCGAGCAGCACACACAGACGGCGUGUAAUCAACUGGGAUACACGUAUAAACCUCGUAGCAGCAGUGUCCCAGUGGACACUUUAAUAUCUUCCCUGAAAACCGGACCAUUCACAGCCAUCAGACCUGGGACUGCAAACACACCCAUACAUCAGGCUACCAUUGACCGAAGUGUCUGCAGAUCCGGAUCUGUGAUGUCUUUGUCCUGUUCAGACUGUGGACAGGUGGGCUUUCAGGACCGUAUUGUCGGGGGUACAGAUGCUCUCAUCGAGGACUGGCCCUGGCAGGUCAGCCUGCAACAGGGUGGCCAGCAUACAUGUGGAGGAACACUAGUGUCACCGCGUUGGGUAGUCACUGCUGCCCACUGUUUUACAGGCAGUAAAAAGGAGCUGAGUCGCUGGAGAGUGGUGUCAGGCCGGACAUACAUGGGCACACUGGGAGGUUCCUACGUGGACAGAAUCAUAAUAAAUGGAGACUACAAUCCAUCACGAAACGACUAUGAUAUAGCACUGAUGAGACUCAGCAGCCCGAUUACAGUAGGAGUUAACCGCAGGCCGGUUUGUCUACCUCCUAAAGCCUUUGGCCUUGCUGCCGGAGCUUCCAUGACUGUGACUGGCUGGGGAUACUUGGAGGAAAAUGGCAAGGUUUCUCCUUCACUUCAGAAGGCCAACAUCCCUCUGAUUAACCGGUCUGUGUGUUCCAGUCCCACAGUCUAUGGCAGUGCCAUAACCCAAACAAUGAUCUGUGCAGGUUUCCUGAAGGGGCAAGUGGAUGCUUGCCAGGGGGACAGUGGGGGUCCUCUGGUGCACUUGAGUUCCUCUAGGUGGUAUCUGGUAGGAGUGGUGAGCUGGGGUGUUGGCUGUGCCCGGGAGAGGAGGCCAGGUGUCUACUGCAAUGUGGAAGAGCUGCUCGGCUGGAUUCAUGCAGCCAUUGAGAAAAACCCCUGAGGUCCUUCACCGUGACAAGCAGCCACCACAAGGCUCCAGUCCAGAAUACCUCAGACAA
Messenger RNA from Seriola dumerili (greater amberjack), 1842 nucleotides. It is a transcript of the gene tmprss4a, whose product is annotated as transmembrane protease serine 3-like. Bases 402 to 1784 code for a protein of 460 amino acids. The transcript has 13 exons. The record is from RefSeq and is a predicted model, not a curated record. Gene Ontology annotation, biological process: proteolysis. Lineage: Eukaryota; Metazoa; Chordata; Actinopteri; Carangiformes; Carangidae. Gene Ontology annotation, molecular function: protein binding; serine-type endopeptidase activity. Gene Ontology annotation, cellular component: membrane.